UCUCUCUCUUUCCCUCCCUUCUCCGUCCCUCCCAGUUCCUUAACAUUAAAAAGAAAAUGCUGCUAUCCGUGUCUUCCAGACCUGGGAUUACGACUUUUGGUUAUAACAAGAGCAACAAGAAGCCGUAUGUGCCAGUGGUUCAGCAGAUGGCACCGCCAAGCCCAAGUGCCCACAACACCGGCGGGGGCGGGGGCGGCGGCGGAGGAGGAGGAGGAGGAGGAGGAGGAGGGGGCGGCUCAGGCGACCAGCUGAGCAAAACCAACUUGUACAUCCGGGGCCUGCACCCUGGCACCACAGAUCAGGACCUCGUCAAGCUCUGCCAGCCAUAUGGCAAAAUCGUCUCCACAAAGGCCAUAUUGGAUAAGACCACCAACAAAUGCAAAGGCUAUGGUUUUGUGGACUUCGACAGCCCUUCGGCCGCCCAGAAGGCUGUUACGGCACUCAAGGCCAGUGGGGUGCAGGCCCAGAUGGCCAAGCAACAGGAGCAGGACCCCACCAACCUGUACAUCUCCAACCUGCCCGUGACGAUGGAUGAGCAGGAGCUGGAGGGGCUCCUGAAGCCGUUCGGACAGGUGAUCUCCACCCGGAUCCUGCGAGACACCAGCGGGACCAGCCGAGGCGUCGGCUUUGCCAGGAUGGAGUCCACAGAGAAGUGCGAGGCCAUCAUCACACACUUCAACGGCAAAUUCGUCAAGACUCCCCCAGGAGUCCCAGCCCCGCCGGACCCCUUGCUGUGUAAGUUUGCGGACGGUGGGCAGAAGAAGCGUCAGAACCCCGGAAAAUACGUGCAGAACGGGCGGGCCUGGCCGCGGGAUGGGGACACGGGAGGCAUGGCCCUGACCUACGACCCCACCACGGCGCUGCAGAACGGGUUUUACCCGACCCCAUACAGCAUCGCUCCCAACAGGAUGAUAGCCCAGACGUCUCUGUCCCCUUAUCUCCCGUCUCCAGUGUCCUCCUAUCAGGUCCACAGCCCAUCCUGGAUGCAUCACCAGUCGUACCUCAUGCAGCCUGCGCCGGCCUCCAUGAUGGGGCCCCUCACCCAGCAGCUGGGCCACCUGUCCCUCAGCAGCACGGGCACGUACAUGCCGGCGGCCGCGGCGCUGCCCGGAGCCUACAUCCCUCAGUACACGCCGGUGCCUUCUUCCAGUGUUUCAGUCGAGGAGACCAGCGGCCAGCAGGGCCAGGUGACAGUGGACUCCCCCUCGGACCACACGGCGGCCUACCCCUACCCCUACAGCAAGUAACCGCAGAUGGGCCGGGCCUGGGAGCGAGACGUCUGGGCCCCGGGGCCGCCCCUGCCACCGUUCCUCCGGGCUGCCUUCCAGGAGAUCCCAUUGAG
Molecule: messenger RNA, 1342 nt
Organism: Tachyglossus aculeatus (Australian echidna)
Lineage: Eukaryota; Metazoa; Chordata; Mammalia; Monotremata; Tachyglossidae
Gene: RBMS2
Product: RNA binding motif single stranded interacting protein 2
Exons: 14
Coding region: 57-1247 (396 amino acids)
Cellular component (GO): ribonucleoprotein complex; cytosol; nucleus
Molecular function (GO): mRNA 3'-UTR binding; poly(A) binding; poly(U) RNA binding
Source: RefSeq, a predicted model, not a curated record